AUGUUGGCGAUAAAGGAGAGCAGAGAUCAUCUGCUGCCUUGGAUGCCAUGGGCCAAAGAUGAUCAACAUUUAGACAACGAGGAGAUGAAACAGAUGUUAAUAUCAAUGUUCAGUGAACAGUUUCAUUCUGGACUUGACUACCCUUAUGGCAUCUUCCUUCGACCGCCUCAACUCACUGAUGGGCAACAGCAACAUCAAGAAGUGUUUGUUGGAUCAACAGGUCUACACCCAAGAAUCGAACCAAAGAAUGAAGCAAUGGAGAUUGGAUACUGGAUGCAUGUUGAUCAUCUCAAUCGAGGCUUGUGUACUGAGGCCGUACGUGCAUUGGUCUGUGUUGGCUUUGAUCACCUGCGUUUGAAGACACUGGAGAUACACAGUGAGCGUAACAAUCAACUCAGUCAGAGGAUACCCAAACGACUGGGCUUUCAACCAUCAGCACAUCCAUCCGAACAUGAUGUCAUUGUAUGGACACUUCAUCGCGAGGACUACAUCAAAAUGCUCGAACAUCAUCACGAUCAAUCACAAAAUGACAAUCAAUGGAACAACACUCUUGCCACUCUAGAGAUAUUCGAUGAUGAUGGCACUAGAGUAUAUCCUUGUUGA
Acytostelium subglobosum LB1 is the source of this 603-nucleotide messenger RNA. RefSeq lists its product as hypothetical. The record is from RefSeq and is a predicted model, not a curated record. The coding region runs from base 1 to 603 and encodes 200 amino acids. Gene Ontology annotation, molecular function: protein N-terminal-serine acetyltransferase activity; protein-N-terminal-alanine acetyltransferase activity. Lineage: Eukaryota; Evosea; Eumycetozoa; Acytosteliales; Acytosteliaceae. The transcript has a single exon. Gene Ontology annotation, cellular component: cytoplasm.